GAUAGUCGCAUUCGGAACCGUUUCCCCUAAAACCCAUCAAACGUAACCUCAUCUCUCAUUGACAAAAAAACUUCGCACUAAAAUUUCGGGGGUGUUGCUAUUUUUCUUGUGAUUUUUCCCACUUAAAUGGCUCUUGUGCCGGAAAUGAGGAUGCUCCUCGCGUGCCGAGGUACCUUUGGGCAGAUUCGGUACGCAUCCACGGGAGCCAAGGUGAAGGAGUUCCAGGUGUACCGCUGGAAUCCGGAUGAACCCUCCAAGAAGCCCCAUAUGCAAUCCUAUCAGGUGGAUCUCAAGGAAUGCGGCCCAAUGGUGCUGGAUGCACUCAUUAAGAUCAAGAACGAGAUGGAUCCCACCCUCACUUUCCGUCGCUCCUGCCGCGAGGGAAUCUGCGGCUCAUGUGCCAUGAACAUCGGUGGUCUCAAUACACUGGCGUGCAUCAGUAAGAUUGACCGGGACACCAGUAAGCCCGCCAAGAUCUACCCCCUGCCCCAUAUGUAUGUGGUGAAGGAUUUGGUGCCGGACAUGAAUAACUUCUACAAGCAGUACGCCUCUAUUAAGCCCUGGUUGCAGCGCAAUGAUGCUUCGGAGAAGAAAGGAGACGCCCAGUAUUUGCAAUCAGUUGAAGAUCGUGCGAAAUUGGAUGGGCUCUAUGAGUGCAUUAUGUGCGCCUGUUGCUCCACAUCGUGCCCAUCGUACUGGUGGAACAGUGACAAGUACCUUGGACCAGCUGUCCUCAUGCAGGCCUACCGUUGGAUCAUUGAUUCGCGCGACGAGAAAACCGAGGAGCGUCUCGAUCGCCUUCGGGAUCCGUUUAGUGUCUACAGGUGCCACACAAUCAUGAAUUGUAGCCGUACAUGCCCCAAGGGACUCAAUCCCGGACAAUCUAUUGCUGAAGUGAAGAAGCUCAUGGCGGGUGUAGCUAAAAAGGGUGAACCAGGACUUGAGACGAAUGCCCUGCACAAGAAGUAAAUAAAUGGAAAAAAAGGAAACCAGAAAACUUAAACGUGUUUAGAUAGAAAGAUUUGCAAACAAAAUAUAAAUUAUUAUUGAAAAAAAAUAAACACGAAAUGUUAAAAGCAAAAAUUUGUGUUGCAAUAAAAAUAAUUGAAAAAAAUGAUCCAAAAAGAAA
Lutzomyia longipalpis is the source of this 1129-nucleotide messenger RNA. Its product is annotated as succinate dehydrogenase [ubiquinone] iron-sulfur subunit, mitochondrial-like. The transcript is spliced from 3 exons. Gene Ontology annotation, biological process: respiratory electron transport chain; tricarboxylic acid cycle; aerobic respiration. Gene Ontology annotation, molecular function: 2 iron, 2 sulfur cluster binding; electron transfer activity. The coding region runs from base 127 to 969 and encodes 280 amino acids. The record is from RefSeq and is a predicted model, not a curated record. Lineage: Eukaryota; Metazoa; Arthropoda; Insecta; Diptera; Psychodidae. Gene Ontology annotation, cellular component: mitochondrial membrane.